CUAGUGCCGGUUAUCUGUCUGCCGGCACUGGUUUAAUUCACGUCGUCCAAUCUCUAUUAAGCUACCGAGCUACUGAUACCGUCUUCUUCUAAAAGACCAAUACCGUCAGGCAGAUUGCCGAACAAAUCGAACCCUAGGAGCCGGCCGUGUCCUGUCCGCCAUGGACGAGGCGCAGGAGAUCCUCCUGAGCUCUCUCAGCAGCUCCGGGGUCUCCCUCCCCGCCGGCGUCUCUUCCAUCAAAGAUCUCGGCCCGGACGCCCUCGUCUCCAUCUGCUCUCAAUCCCUCCGCCUCCUUGACGACGAUGAAUCGUCCCCGUCCUUCCCCACCUCCCUUCCUGAGUCCACCGCGGAGCGCUUCAAGAUAUGUGCCGACGUCGCCUCUGCCGUCAAAUCCCUGGGAUACCGAGGCGAUCUCAGCUUCCACCAGUUCCUGUAUCCUUCUUAUGAUGACUCAUACAAGUUGGUAAGAUUUUUGGUGGAGAGGCUAUCUGGAUCAUCUGAAGGUAGAAGAGCCAGAGAAAAUACAGCAACCAAAUCUACUUUGAGCAGUGGUGAAAUUACUGGUGACAUCCAUAAUGAUACAUUAGAGAAGCUUAAAGAAAAGGAGGAUAAGGUGAGGGAGAGUCAAAGUAAAGAGAAUUUUCUUUGUGAAAGAAGAUCUUUGGGGGAAUCAAAUAAAGGCAUUGCAGAGCCAUCUGAGACGGUUGCUGAGGAGGUAUACUCUGAUGUGUUGCUUGACACUAAUGCAGUUCCAGGGCAGUCAGGUGGGUCAGCUGAGACUGGAACACUCUAUUCUGAGCGCAUAGAAUCCAGUGAGAUCAAGAGCCAUUGCAGCAAGGAAGGUGUUGAAGAUGCUCCUGAAAAAUCUAUGAACUCUGAGAAAGAAUUAUGUGUUGAUGGAGAAGAUAUGACCCAAACAGACAAGUAUAUUGCUGAACUUGAACGAAAAUUAGCUUCUCUGCAGGAGCAAUUAUCCAAGUUAAGGAAUCAAGCUGACAGCUUGAAAAAUCAAGAAGAUAUGAUGACGGAGGCCAAAACAGGUGAAGGCCUUGAAAGUUCAGAGCCUUGAAAGUGAGCAUGAGCUCCUAAAAGAGGCUAUGGAUAUGGCAUUAGAUGAACAACAUUCUGUUGGCUUCUAUAUUGAAAUGCUAAAUGGACGAGUAGAAGCAAAAAGACAGAGUCUUAUGAAAUUGGAAUCACAGUGGUAGGACAUUGUGGAAUGAUCUCAAGCAAACAGUGGAACGGAGACAGAUGAGAGAGGAGCAGUCACUAUAUGCUGAGAACUUUAAGACUGUUAGAUUAAUACGAAAACUUGCUGCUUUCUGUUUUGAAUUUUCUGCAUUUAAUUGUUUUAGAAUCAGAAUUUUAUUGU
Phoenix dactylifera (date palm) is the source of this 1372-nucleotide messenger RNA. The record is from RefSeq and is a predicted model, not a curated record. NCBI's taxonomy places the organism in Eukaryota, Viridiplantae, Streptophyta, Magnoliopsida, Arecales, Arecaceae.